This is a messenger RNA of Cannabis sativa, 1592 nucleotides long. Its product is annotated as WAT1-related protein At5g64700. Gene Ontology annotation, molecular function: transmembrane transporter activity. The transcript is spliced from 7 exons. Bases 293 to 1354 code for a protein of 353 amino acids. Lineage: Eukaryota; Viridiplantae; Streptophyta; Magnoliopsida; Rosales; Cannabaceae. Gene Ontology annotation, cellular component: plasma membrane. The record is from RefSeq and is a predicted model, not a curated record.
CGACCUAUCACCGAUUAAGAAAUUUUAAUUUUCACAAGCUAAUAAUAUCAAACUUUCAAAGGUUUCUCUAUUAUAGAGUGCCUCUCUCUCUCUCUCUAUAUAUAUAUAUUAUCAUCAGUAAAUAUAUACAUUCAUAUACACAGACAAAGAGAAAGAAAGAGAGAGCAUAUAUUAUAUAUACAUCUAAUUAUAGACCAUCUAUUAUCAAUUCAUUAUCAAGUGAUAUAAUUAGUUGCCCUAAAACUCAGCACAAGCUCAUAUAUAAGUCAUUGGUAUAUAUAUAAAUAUUAAAAUGAAGAAAACAUAUUUGGCUGUAAUUCUGAUACAAGCCAUCUAUGCUGGGAUGAACUUGCUCUCCAAGGCGGCUUUCGAUGGAGGCAUGAACAACUUCAUCUUCGUUUUCUACAGGCAAGCAGCAGCCACUGCUUGCUUAGUCCCCGUUGCUCUCCUCCUCGAAUGGAAAACUGCACCGCCGCUACCUUUCCGUACCUUCUGCAAGAUUUUCCUUCUUUCAUUAUUUGGGAUAACGUUAAGCUUGGAUAUAUAUGGCAUUGCUCUUAUUUAUACCUCUGCUACUCUGGCUGCUGCAACCACUAAUUGCCUCCCUGUUAUCACUUUCUUCUUGGCACUUCUACUCAGGAUGGAAACUUUGAAGUUGAGAACCAAACCAGGAAUGGCAAAGCUUCUAGGCAUAAUAGUGUGCAUAAGUGGGGUGUCUUGCCUGGCUUUCUAUAAGGGCCCUUCUUUCAAUCACUUUUUGCAUCUUCAACUUUUUGGUGUCCACCAUAACUCCCAACAUCGUGAUCAGUACCAUUCAUCUGGAAAUUCUUGGAUCAGAGGAGUUUUCCUCAUGCUCCUUUCAAAUUUCUUCUGGGGCAUAUUUCUUGUUUUCCAGGUGCAAUUGAUGAAGAGCUACCCUUCUAAGCUUCUUUUAACAGCUCUUCAGUGCUUUCUGAGCACUGUUCAAUCGUUUGCCAUAGCCAUUGCAUUGGAAAGAAACCCAUCCCAGUGGGAGCUUGGUUGGAAUGUCAGACUCCUUGCCGUGGCUUAUUGUGGAAUUGUUGUGACUGCUGUGACAUAUUACUUACAAUCGUGGGUUAUUGAGAAGAAGGGACCUGUUUUCCUAGCCAUGUCAACUCCCUUAGCUUUAAUUAUUACAAUCUUUUGUUCUGCUAUUUUCUUGGGCCAGGCCAUCACCUUAGGAAGCAUUUUAGGUGGAGCUUUUUUGAUCGUAGGUCUUUACAGCGUUUUGUGGGGAAAAAGCAUAGAGCAAAAGACCAAUAGUGUUGUUGAGAACUGCCAGCAAGCUGAUAAAAAAGAAGGUUCAGAAUUGAAAGAAAUAGUGUUACAAUAAGCUUUGCCUAGUGUUUAGCAUAUAUAGAUACAUAAUGUAUUUAUUUUGAAGGAAUAUAAUUUCUUGUGGAAAAAUAACAAAUAUAUAUAUAGAUAAAUAAAGCUGAGUUGUGGUAAAAAAAUUGUAUGUAACUACCUUUCUACUAUUUAAAAACUACCUUUAUAGUAUUUAUAUGUGUAAGUAAAUUUUUUGAUGGUAACAUUUAUAAUAUUAGUUUCUUUUUUCUUCUUUUUUUUGC